CCAUAUUGUGAAACAAUAGUACUUGCAUGCCUAGGCAAUUCUCCAAAUCAUGACUCUUCGAGUUUAGAUACUGACAACGGUAUCACAUUUCUGUCAUCAAAAAUGUGUUAUAAAAUAUAUAUAUCAUGA
Molecule: messenger RNA, 129 nt
Organism: Racocetra persica
Lineage: Eukaryota; Fungi; Glomeromycota; Glomeromycetes; Diversisporales; Gigasporaceae
Source: the annotation of a GenBank genome assembly